Phytophthora sojae is the source of this 510-nucleotide messenger RNA. RefSeq lists its product as hypothetical. Lineage: Eukaryota; Oomycota; Peronosporomycetes; Peronosporales; Peronosporaceae. The transcript has a single exon. The record is from RefSeq and is a predicted model, not a curated record. Bases 1 to 510 code for a protein of 169 amino acids.
AUGGCCGUGCGUCUCGGCUUCCUGGCGCUGUUAAUAGCAGUAGUCACUCUUACGGCAAGCGCCAACGCAGCUACGAGACUCCACCAACCCACCGCCGACGCUGCUCAGAGGUCCUUGAGGGCCACCAAUCUGGACGAGAAGAGGGGCAUUCUCCCGGACUUGACGAAGGUCAAGGGCGCCGUCGCCGGGGUCAAGAGCAGAAUCGCCAACGCCAGGCUCAUCCACUGGCUCAACGACCAGAAGUCUCCAGAUUACGCCUUCACCAAGCUCAAGCUUCACCGAGAGGGGGACAACCUCUUCAAGAGCCCCAAGAUCAAGCUCUGGAUCGAGUACAGGCAGUGCUACAACCAGCAGCUCGGCAUCAAAGACUCGUCGGGUAUCGCUACGUCCAUGAAACACUACGACGAUAAAACUCUGUCUCGAUUGAUUGACGAAGCGAGGAAGGACCUGCCGACUGGUGGCACGUUAUUGGGAUUGGCUGCGGGGGGAGAUGCUCUAAGAGCAUCUUAG